AUGUCGCUCCCGGCGUUCGACUUCAGCCAGACGACCGACUACCAGGGCUUUGUCCUGCGCGAUCUCAACAUAUGGCUCAUCGUCUUCUCGACGAUCAUCGUGUUUUGCCGGCUCUACGUGAGGGCGUUCAUGACGAAAGGCCUAGGACUGGACGAUCUUGUGACUGUGGUUACGUACCUGCUGUUGGUUAUUUGGGCCGGGCUUGACAUACGGCUUGUGACUUUUGGCGCCGGAGCUCACCAGGACCAGAUACCUGAAGAGUUCAUCGUGCCGUACUUUUCAGCCCUGACCACCCAGCAACUGUUGUACUUUUGGUGCGUUGGUUUGAUGCGACUCGCCAUCGUUGCAUUCCUGCUCCGCCUCGCAAAAGACAGACUCUUCAAGAUCCUGACGUAUACAACUGGAGGCGUCAUCCUUCUUCAAACCGUUGGUUGUUUCCUUUUUCGAUUACUAGAAUGUAAGAAUAUAAGUGAUCUCUUCCAACCUCCGGGGGCGACCGGCGACUGCAUUGCCAAACAAACCGAAGCGUACGUGAUGUGGGCGCACUCUUCCAUAGGAAUCGUUAUCGAUCUAGCGCUAUUCUUUCUACCAAUCUGGAUAGUGAGAAGCAAAAUGAUGCACACAGCCAAGGCUAUCCGGGUCGUCUUGAUUUUUCUCGUCGGCAUAUUUGUUUUGGCCACAGGCAUCGUCCGCCUCGCCAUUAUCGUUAGCACCGACUUCUCCAAAGAUACAACGUACAAGAUUUCAGUGCUAUUAUGGACGGACCUCGAGGCUCAUGUCGGCCUGUGGUGCGCUUGCUUCCCAUCGCUGCAGCCACUAGUCCGUCUGCUCUCGUACAAGUGCGGCCUCAGGAGCAAGCUGGAGAGCUCCAACCAAUACCCAGGGAAGACCAGUGGUGCACGAACCGGCUACGCAAGGUCCGGGAACCACGGUGUCAGUGUAACGACUUCGGGCUUCCACGGACGAUCAAAGAACGGCUAUCUUCGGAACGGCAGCGGCUUCGAUGGGACAUCCGACAACAUGUCUGACUCGAAUAGUCAGAGGGGCAUAGUGGCGGAAGCGCGGGGCGGUGAAGGCAUAGAGAUGAACGAGUUCGAUGAUCUGCCGAAGCAAGGCGCGAUUACGCGGAGGACAGAAGUCCGGAUAGACAUUGGCGACAAGGUUUAA
Neoarthrinium moseri is the source of this 1167-nucleotide messenger RNA. RefSeq lists its product as uncharacterized. The transcript has 4 exons. The record is from RefSeq and is a predicted model, not a curated record. Bases 1 to 1167 code for a protein of 388 amino acids. Lineage: Eukaryota; Fungi; Ascomycota; Sordariomycetes; Amphisphaeriales; Apiosporaceae.